AUUUUUUAACCCGGGCCAAUUUUACACUUCGCCAACCACAUCACUUUUGUUGUUUGACUACGGUAGUACAUUCGUAAGUCUACUAGUGUCUAUUAUACAUCCAGAGCUGAUGAAGAAUUCCUUCCACUAUGUUCAGGUGUCAAAUUGUCACACUGGUUGCUUGAGGACAUCGACUUGUCUUUGAAAAUCGUCUUGAGCACUGUUUUCUAUGUUGUUUUGUUGCUCUAUGUAUUGCAUGUCGCCGCCUAGUGGUUCCCACUUUUAACGGAGCGCACAACACGACGACGGACACGACUUCAGAGCCAGUCGUUUGCCACCGCCUCAACUCUUUGGUUUAAACCUGCUUCUGCUGUCACCGACCUUUCAAUCUAUCUACCGAUCUGAAUGCUGUAAGUGCUGUCGUUACUUCUACACCCACCCACUCCCCAUUUGUAAUCUUGUGUGAUCUCAAGGCAUGGAUGUCACGGUGCGCCUUGGCAUAAUACAAUAUUGUAAUCCGAAUUGAGCACAGUCUGCGAGGGUUUAGCCCUGGUUUACACAAUCCGCUAAUUUGACAUUCAAGUUGUUGUAGGGGAAAGUGUAGCCUAGUGCAAGCUGCUUGUCGCGAAAGUGGAAACCGACCUGAUCGCAAACAGAUAUGUUUUGACCGGUGAGGGACCGACUCCGGAAUGAAGACGGCAGUACAGACUGGGAGACCGCGGCCGUUCCAGCGGUUCUGCUGCUGUGGAGUUGGGCUUCUCGCGGUCAUUUGGCUCUCACAGUUCGCGCACGUGAUAGAGCCGGAGUCAUCCGGGUCUCAUUCUGGAGAGGAUGGCGUUCCAGUCCGUUCCAGACGCAGGCUGAUGCAGGAAGAGUGGACAGAAGACAACCAGACCCUGGACCUUUCUAGACCAGCCAUCCAUGAGUUUCCAGAAGAUAUAUUUACCAAGGAGGAACUGAAAAGAGGAGCAGUGCUGUUACAUGUGCUGUGUGCUAUCUACAUGUUCUACGCUCUUGCUAUUGUCUGCGAUGACUACUUUGUUCCUUCCCUGGAGAAGAUAUCAGAGAACCUGCAGCUCAGUGAGGAUGUGGCAGGGGCAACCUUCAUGGCUGCAGGAAGCUCAGCCCCAGAGCUCUUCACCUCUCUCAUUGGUGUGUUUAUCACUAAAGGAGACGUGGGGGUCGGCACCAUCGUGGGCUCAGCGGUCUUCAACAUCCUGGUCAUCAUUGGUGUGUGUGGCAUCUUUGCGGGCCAGACGGUGGUUCUAACGUGGUGGUCUCUGUUCAGGGACUCCACCUACUACAUCUUCUCUGUGCUGGCUCUCAUCCUGGUUAUCUUUGAUGCAAAAGUUGUCUGGUGGGAGGCCGUGCUUCUAAUGACUAUGUAUGGAGUUUACAUUGUUAUCAUGAAGUUCAACUCCCAGCUCUUGGGGUGUGUGACUCGUUGUUUUGGUGGUCCGGGUCAGUGUUGCCUGGGUAGUGAGGGACACCGAGAUGAGGAGAUGGCAGAGGACGGACCCACCUGCAACACCAACAUGGUGCUGCUCAGGAAAGGCCAACCCCAGGGUCAGGAGUUUCCUCCGGUGAUGAUGGUGGACGAACUCCUCAUCCUCAACCCCCACCAAUUGUCCUUUUCCGAGGCUGGCCUGCGCAUCAUGAUUACCCCCCACUUCUCCCCUCGCACCAGGCUCAGAAUGGCGGGCCGCAUGCUCAUCAGUGAGAGACAGAGGUUGAUCAGGAGUCCCAACAGCCAGCUGGAUGGAGAGACCAGUGCAGGGGCAGGGGGCACCCCUCUGAAGGGUUCUGGAGGCCUGGAGAAUGGGGGCAGUGUGGAGAGACAGACCCCCGAGGGGGCAGGGCUAGGGGACGCAGGGGAAAAGCCAGGGGCGGAGGGUUGUCAGGCUGAGGAAGAGGAGGAUGAUGAUGGGCCGUUCAGGCCUCUGCACUGGCCAGAUGGUUGCUGUGCGCGGGUCAAGUGGCUGAUCUCGUGGCCCCUGGGCCUGCUGCUGUACUGCACUGUGCCUAACUGUGUGUUCCCCCGCUGGCACCGCUGGUUCAUGGUCACCUUCUUGGCCUCCACCCUGUGGAUAGCCAUCUUCUCCUACCUCAUGGUGUGGAUGGUCACCAUCGUCAGCUACACACUAGACAUCCCAGACUACAUCAUGGGUAUCACCUUCCUGGCAGCGGGCACCAGCGUGCCAGACUGCAUGGCCAGCCUCAUUGUAGCUCGGCAAGGUAUGGGGGACAUGGCUGUGUCUAACUCCAUUGGCAGUAAUAUCUUUGACAUCCUGUUGGGGCUGGGUUUCCCCUGGGCUCUGCGCACUCUGGUGGUGGACAACGGAUCGUCGGUCUACAUUAACAACAAGGGCCUGGUGUAUUCUGUUGUCCUGCUGCUGGCCUCUGUCUUCCUCACAGUGAUGAGUGUUCAUCUGAACCACUGGAAGCUGGACCGCCGGCUGGGCCUGGGGCUGAUAUUCCUCUAUGCCAUCUUCCUGCUCUGCUCCAUCUUCUUUGGGCAGAUGUGAGGCUGACACUGGGGGUCAAAGGUCAACCCUGAUUCGCUUUCCUGUAAGCUGCCACGUCCAGGAGUCCUCUGUCUCCCAGAGGUCCUCGCCCCUAAAACGAAACAACAGUCUCGGCUACAUUGUGCUAAAAGUUACCGUGAUGUAGCACAGACAGAAUAUGCUCGAAUGACGUUGCACGCGCACACACACACACACACAUAAUAUCCAAACACUCACUGUAGUGCAGUGUUUUAAUACACAGAAACACAUAAUGUUCAGCUGUCACCAUGGAGAAAUAAUACAAUAGACUAGUACUCUUGUUUCUUUAACCUUAAGUUUGGAACAGCCAUGUUUGUUUUGAAUGUACGCCCUAGCUGAUGUUACCUUGUUGUGUGGGGAUUCAGUAUGUACGUUUGUGCUAAUGUGUUGCAGUGCUGGGGUACAGUGGAGCAUAGAACUGUCAGUCAGGAACUAGGGACAUAGCAAUAGGACAAAUGGGCAACAUAGACUUAUGAUGGAGAAAAUGUUAAUAAGAGAUGCAGAUUAUUGUGACUAUAACUGACCGAGUUCCUCCAAAAUGAGGUUUUAUGAAUGAUUAUUUUGUUUGUUGCCAAGUAUUGUUUCAAACGAAGUAAAUAAUAGGCUACCGUGAAAUCUAUGAUUUGUAGCGUUUUUAGAAGUGUUACUACUAUUGGCGACAUGUUUCUAUGAGUGUCAUAACCUGAUUAAAUGCGUACGGGUCUGUUGUAACAGUUCACUAUGCUAAAGUAUGAUCAAUGUUUGUAAAAAAAAAAAAAAUCUUUCUGUACAUUUUUGUUUUUCAGUAUUACUGUAUAACAAUUAUUAAGUCAACAAGACCAUACUUUUUACUGUUUCUAAAUGUUUACUAAAUAUUUUACAUAGUUUUUCAAAAAAUGAAUGUCAGACAGAGACUAGAUUUGUGAUGUUUUUGAUAUUUGUAAGAACUAGAUAAUAUUCUUCCUAUGAUAUUUGUGCGAACACCGUAUGUUGUAACUGAAAGACGAUGUAUAUUUUUUUGUCACUUGGUAAAGUGAUGGUAAAGAAGACUGACGCGUCAGAUCAGCACACUCCACCUAGAUCUAAUGAAAGG
Molecule: messenger RNA, 3594 nt
Organism: Oncorhynchus mykiss (rainbow trout)
Lineage: Eukaryota; Metazoa; Chordata; Actinopteri; Salmoniformes; Salmonidae
Product: sodium/potassium/calcium exchanger 3
Biological process (GO): calcium ion transmembrane transport; intracellular calcium ion homeostasis
Cellular component (GO): plasma membrane
Molecular function (GO): calcium channel activity; calcium, potassium:sodium antiporter activity
Source: RefSeq, a predicted model, not a curated record